UACUUACAAAUGAAUCGUCGAUAUUGUCAUUCGUCGUUUGUAGGAGUGAGCAAUGGUUGGUCGGAGUCAGUUUUUUGACCAAUUGACUAUGAUCUGUUCAGUAAAUGUUCAAGUCAAUUUUGACCACAAAGGAUCAAAGUCGAUCGUACAAUUGACAGAGUUGUCCCAUAUCGGAGAGUUUGAGAAGACAGAUGGGAGGAUGGGAUAUAAAUUAUUGAUUUUCAGAUUAAUAAUGUUGGAAAAAGAACAAAGUUGAGAAUGGCAGAGAAGAGUGGAAUCAAGAAAGAUAUAACUGAGUUAAUUGGUAAUACUCCAAUGGUGUAUCUAAAUAGAGUGGUUGAGGGUUGUUUUGGUCAUAUUGCUGCUAAAUUAGAGACAAUGCAGCCAUGCUCUAGUGUCAAAGACAGGACAGCAUACGGUUUGAUUCAAGAUGCAGAGGACAAGGGGAUGAUUACACCAGGAAAGACCGUGUUGAUCGAGAUUACGAGCGGUAACCUAGGGAUUGCAAUGGCAAGCAUAGCAGCAGUGAAGGGCUAUAAAUUUAUAGCAGUAAUGCCAUCUUCAUAUAGUGUUGAAAGAAGAAUUUUGCUUUUAGCUUUAGGAGCUGAGCUCCAUAUCACCCCUCCAACAACAGAGCUUGGAGUGCUUCAAAAGAAAGUUGAGGAGAUAAUGAAAGUCACUCCCAAUUGCUAUUUUUUUAACCAAUGUGAAAAUCCUACCAACCCAAAGAUUCAUUACGAAACUACUGGGCCAGAGAUAUGGAAAGAUUGUGGAGGAAAGGUUGAUGGUUUGGUCAUGGGGAUUGGAAGUGGAGGAACCAUAACUGGUGCAGGGAGUUUUCUCAAGGAAAAGAACCCUGAUAUUAAGGUUUAUGGAGUGGAGCCAGUAGAGAGUGCAGUGCUAAGUGGAGGACAACCUGGAAAACAUCUCAUUCAAGGAAUUGGGGGUGGCUUCAUUCCUCGAGUUCUUGAUGUCAAUGUCUACGAUGAAAUUAUUCAGGUUUCAAGUGAGGAAGCAAUUGAAACUGCAAAGCUUCUUGCCUUAAAAGAAGGCCUCCUUGUGGGGUUUUCAUCGGGUGCUGCCGCUGCUGCAGCAAUUAAGGUUGCCAAGAGGCCAGAGAGUAAAGGAAAACUUAUCGUAGUCAUCUUUCCAAGUUGUGGCGAACGAUAUCUAUCUACUGCACUUUUUGAUUCCAUCAGGGAUGAAGCGAAAAACAUGACUUCUCUAUGAAAUCAUGAGUUCAAAAUUUUAUUUGGCUGAAAAUUUCAUUUGUAAGAGUGAGCAUAGGUUGGUCUGAGUCAGUUUUUCAACCAAAUCGACUGUGAUCGGUUUAGUAAAUGUUCAAACCAAUAGACCGAAGGAGUCGAUCGGUUAGUUUAUGUCGAUUUAAACCUUUGAAAGUUUAAAAAAAUGUUGUUAGUUUGGGUUUUUUCCAAACCAAUACCGACAUAAUUUGUCCUUAUCUCCGAUGGACCACCUUUUUUGUCGGUUUUGGUCGGUCAGCUCGAUUUUUCAGUCUAUCAUGCUCACUCUUAGUUAUUUGAGUGAUCAGUAUAAACGUUUUAUUUGAGUGUGUAAUUAAUUCGUUUGUCAAUCAACAAUGUGUUUAAUCUGUAGCUUUUCAAGGAA
Molecule: messenger RNA, 1629 nt
Organism: Cucumis melo (muskmelon)
Lineage: Eukaryota; Viridiplantae; Streptophyta; Magnoliopsida; Cucurbitales; Cucurbitaceae
Product: cysteine synthase-like
Exons: 11
Coding region: 259-1230 (323 amino acids)
Cellular component (GO): cytoplasm
Molecular function (GO): cysteine synthase activity
Source: RefSeq, a predicted model, not a curated record